AUGUCGAUGGCUGUGGAGACCCUUGGCUUCUUUGUGGCAGCCGCGGGGCUGCUGAUGCUGGGGGUGACCCUGCCACACAGCUACUGGCGCGUGUCCACCGUGCACGGGAACGUCAUCACCACCAACACCAUCUUCGAGAACCUCUGGCAUAGCUGUGCGACAGACUCCCUUGGUGUCUACAACUGCUGGGAGUUCCCGUCUAUGCUGGCCCUCUCUGGGUAUAUCCAGGCCUGCCGGGCGCUUAUGAUCACAGCCAUCCUCCUGGGCUUCCUGGGCCUCUUCCUGGGCAUGGUGGGGCUGCGCUGCACCAAGGUUGGGGAUAUGACACUCUCCAUGAAAGCCAAGCUGACAGCCAUCGCAGGAGCCCUGUACAUCCUGACUGGUUUCUGCGGGAUGGUAGCUAUCUCCUGGUACGCCUUCAACAUCACGCGGGAUUUCUUUGACCCCUUGUAUCCUGGAACCAAGUAUGAGCUGGGCCCUGCCCUCUACCUGGGCUGGAGCGCCUCCCUGCUCUGCAUCCUGGGAGGCCUCUGCCUCUGCUCAAACUGCUGCUGUCCUCCUGAAGAUGACCCGGAUGCCAGGUUACACAACACCCGGCUGCCCUACAAGGCUUCCCAGCCCGUGAUUCAGUCUAAGAGCCUCAGCACCCACCUACCCAAGGCUGUCUCCAAUGAAGACUGCAGCAGCAACUUUGGGCAGUAUGGGAAGAAUGCUUACGUGUAA
Molecule: messenger RNA, 723 nt
Organism: Chrysochloris asiatica (Cape golden mole)
Lineage: Eukaryota; Metazoa; Chordata; Mammalia; Afrosoricida; Chrysochloridae
Gene: CLDN15
Product: claudin 15
Exons: 5
Coding region: 1-723 (240 amino acids)
Biological process (GO): bicellular tight junction assembly; cell adhesion
Cellular component (GO): bicellular tight junction; plasma membrane
Molecular function (GO): structural molecule activity
Source: RefSeq, a predicted model, not a curated record